AUGACCAGAGUGAGGGCAACCGACCCGAGACCGUGUCCCAAGUGCGGCAAGAUCUACCGUUCGGCACACACCCUCCGAACACAUCUGGAGGACAAGCACACCGUGUGUUCUGGAUAUAGAUGUGUGCUGUGUGGCACGGUGGCCAAAUCGAGGAAUUCGUUGCACUCGCACAUGUCCCGUCAACACCGUGGUAUAAGUACCAAGGACCUACCAGUGCAACCGAUGCCGUCCAAUUUCGAUCCGGAACUGGCGUCGAACCUUCUGCUGAAAGCCGGAGUCAAGGUAUCGCCGGCCGAACUACGGGCGAGGGCUUCGCCUACGGACGCGGUCACGACCAGUCACCGGCGCGGCGACGGCAAGUUGGACUUGCAGUCGGCCAACAGCAGUGUGUGCGGCGGUGACGACCCCGAGGACCUGACCGUGAACUCGUCCGGUCACCAUCACCACACCCACCACAACAACAACAACAACCAUCACCACCAGCAGUACGGCAACAACAACAAUAACAACAACAACCAACAGCGGUUCAGCGACUCGCAGCAACAGCAGCUGUUGCAACAGCAGCAGCACCUUCUCCACAACAGCGGCGGGGGUAAGUUUCCCACGGCCAUGGAUCUGAUCGACAAUUACGCGCGGGUGGGCGGUGGAGGCGGCAGCGGCGGAGGCGCCCUGUCGCCGUUCCUGCCGUCGUUCGCGGCUUGCGGCAAGGACCUGCAGCCGGGCGACAGCAAGAUCUCGCCGUACAACAACAAGGCGUUCCUGGACUCGUACCUCAAGGCGCUGGUGGAGACCAACCCGCCCCUGUUCUACGCGUCCAAGAUCGCCGGCGACAUGAUCAAGCACGAGAUCGCGCCCGACGACGCGGAUUACUCGUCUGCGUCCGACGAGGACGACAUUGACGAGGACGACAUCGACGACGACAUCGAUGAGGACGUCGACGACGAGGACGAUGACGACCGUCGCCGCCGGCGCGGACAUAGCGACGGCGGCACCGCCGGUAGCGCCGUCAAUGACACGCCACUGCCGCUGCAGGCCGGCAACAACUGA
Macrosiphum euphorbiae (potato aphid) is the source of this 1047-nucleotide messenger RNA. The record is from the annotation of a GenBank genome assembly. Lineage: Eukaryota; Metazoa; Arthropoda; Insecta; Hemiptera; Aphididae.